Polyodon spathula (Mississippi paddlefish) is the source of this 1928-nucleotide messenger RNA. RefSeq names its product transcription initiation factor IIB. Gene Ontology annotation, biological process: transcription initiation at RNA polymerase II promoter; transcription preinitiation complex assembly. Gene Ontology annotation, cellular component: transcription preinitiation complex; nucleus. The coding region runs from base 79 to 1035 and encodes 318 amino acids. NCBI's taxonomy places the organism in Eukaryota, Metazoa, Chordata, Actinopteri, Acipenseriformes, Polyodontidae. The record is from RefSeq and is a predicted model, not a curated record. Gene Ontology annotation, molecular function: TBP-class protein binding; RNA polymerase II general transcription initiation factor activity. The transcript is spliced from 7 exons.
ACGUUGGGAAGCUAUAAAUGGAAGUUGAACGCCACUCCGCUCCGCAAUCAUUGCUGGCAGUUUCGGAGAGAAAGCGAAAUGGCGUCGACAAGCCGUGGUGAUGCCCUAGCCCUUCCCAAAGUGCAAUGUCCAAGCCAUCCAGAUGCACUCUUGGUUGAAGACUACCGAGCUGGAGAUAUGAUCUGCCCAGAAUGUGGACUGGUGGUUGGUGACAGAGUUAUUGAUGUUGGAUCAGAAUGGAGAACUUUUAGCAACGACAAAGCAGCUAAAGAUCCCUCUCGAGUUGGUGAUGCCCAAAACUCACUUUUAAAUGGGGGAGAUUUGAGUACAAUGAUCAGCAAGGGAACCGGUUCAGCAAGUUUUGAUGAGUUUGGCAACUCAAAGUACCAGAACCGCAGGACUAUGAGCAGCUCUGACAGAGCGAUGUUAAACGCAUUUAAGGAAAUCACCAACAUGUCGGACAGAAUAAACCUCCCCAGAAAUAUCAUAGAUCGCACAAAUAACUUAUUUAAGCAAGUAUAUGAGCAGAAGAGCCUGAAGGGAAGAAGUAAUGAUGCAAUUGCUUCUGCUUGCCUUUAUAUUGCCUGCAGACAAGAGGGUGUUCCGCGGACAUUUAAAGAGAUUUGUGCAGUCUCCAGAAUUUCUAAAAAAGAAAUUGGCCGAUGUUUCAAGCUGAUCCUGAAGGCGCUUGAGACAAGCGUGGACUUGAUAACAACUGGAGACUUCAUGUCCAGAUUCUGCUCCAACCUGGGGUUGCCCAAGCAAGUACAAAUGGCUGCUACCUAUAUUGCAAGAAAGGCUGUUGAGCUCGAUCUGGUACCUGGCAGGAGCCCUAUCUCUGUUGCAGCAGCAGCCAUCUACAUGGCUUCACAGGCCUCAGCAGAGAAGAAGACUCAGAAAGAAAUUGGGGACAUUGCAGGUGUUGCUGACGUCACAAUCAGGCAGUCGUAUAGACUCAUCUAUCCUCGAGCUGCAGAUCUCUUUCCACCAGACUUUAAAUUUGACACCCCUGUUGAUAAACUUCCCCAGCUGUAAAUUGCUAUAUGUAAUAUAUAAGUUGAAGUUUUUAUUUUCCUUUUUUGGUGAACUUUGAGUUUCAUAGAUAUUUACAAAAUAUUAUUUGAGCCUUCUAUUGAGAGAGAGAGAAGCUUUGUGAAGAACUGCAGGAGUAAAACAAGAGUACAGGACACAUUCCAAUGCUUACAAAAAGCGGACUGUUUGUAUAUGCUCACUAUUUUAUUUGUGUGUGUGUAUAUAUGUAAUAUAUAUAAUGUGCAAUGGGAAGAAAUGUAUUUAUAAAGCUGGUUGCAAAAAUAUUUCAUACUUUCUUUACGCUUUUAUAGAAAAUAAGCAAGUUUUCUAUUUUGUCAGUUGUAUGCAAAAUAUUUAGUAAAUUAAAAACAAAGUCAUUUAUUGAUAUGCCCAGAUCCGCUGACUUUAAAUUUUAGAAAUGGGAUAUGCCUUGGAUUGUGUUUAGCACGGACAUCAGCUUUCACUUUGGAUACACUGUUAUCCCACAAGGUGUGAAGUGUCUUUGAUGCUGUGGAGUAACAGGCCAAGGAGGACCCUGAAAAGAAAUGUGUCUGUGUGGAGACCAGCCAAUAAUCUAAGCUUAGGGGAACUGCUCACAGGUUGGAUCACUUGUGCAAGUCUGCAUAACCAGCACUCUGUUCCACAAGGUGUCACUGAGCCCUGCAGGAAGCAGUGGCUUUUUGUGCAUGCGGUUGUACUGUAACUGAUUACCUGUGCAAAAUGUAAAAGUCAGUGGUCUGGGUUUAUAAUACCCUUUAGCACAGUUGUACACUUGAUAUGAAAACUUUUUUUUUUUUUUUUUUUAAAAAGGGCUUGGUGUAUUUCCAGCAAGGAAUUGUAAAUGCAUUUGCAGUCAUAAUUGUAUGCUAAUUUACAAAUAAAAAAAGUCAGUGGGA